Messenger RNA from Danio aesculapii, 4337 nucleotides. RefSeq names its product ring finger protein 115a (gene rnf115a). The record is from RefSeq and is a predicted model, not a curated record. NCBI's taxonomy places the organism in Eukaryota, Metazoa, Chordata, Actinopteri, Cypriniformes, Danionidae. Gene Ontology annotation, molecular function: ubiquitin protein ligase activity. Gene Ontology annotation, biological process: positive regulation of DNA-templated transcription; ubiquitin-dependent protein catabolic process; protein ubiquitination. Gene Ontology annotation, cellular component: cytoplasm; nucleoplasm. The transcript has 9 exons. The coding region runs from base 63 to 995 and encodes 310 amino acids.
GACGCUCGGCCAGCGCUGCUGCUGCUGUUGCUGUUUGGGACACAGACAGUCUCACAGAAAACAUGGCGGAGGCUGCGGCGGUCCCUCCGCAUCGCUUCUUCUGUCACUGUUGUAAGGGUGAAGUGAGUCCCAAACUACCGGAGUAUAUCUGUCCCAGAUGUGACUCGGGCUUCAUCGAGGAGGUUACAGAAGACUCCAGCCUUCUGGACAACAGUUCUAAUGGCCUUGACGACACAAGUUCACAGUUUGCUGAGCUAUGGCAGCUGUUGUUCGUGGAGCGGCCGUUUGGUCUGGAUCUGGACAGUCUUGACUCUGAGCGGCUUCCAGGAGGGGGCAGUGGGUCUGGGGGUUUCGGAGCAGGACCGUUUGGUGGGUCUGUCCCAGGUGGGCUCGGUGGGCCUCUGGGUGGUCCACUAAGUGGAGGAGAGCACUGGGGUCCGGGUCGUCCUCCUCGUCUGCACACUCAGAGGAGAUACAGAUCUAGAGGAAGCAGUCGACCAGAUCGCUCGCCUGCUGUUGAGGGAAUCGUACAGCAGUUUCUCGCAGGCCUUUUUGCCAAUUCAGGAGUACCAGGCUCUCCUCCAAUGUCAUGGACAAGCAUGCUGCACUCAAACCCCGGGGAUUAUGCGUGGGGCCAGGGUGGUCUGGAUGCAGUCAUCACACAGUUAUUGGGUCAGUUUGAGAACACAGGUCCUCCUCCUGCGGAGAAAGAGAAAAUCUCCUCCCUCCCCACUGUUAUCAUCACUCAGGAACACACUGACUGCAAUAUGGAGUGUCCUGUAUGUAAGGAAGACUAUACGGUCGGUGAGCCGGUCCGGCAGCUGCCCUGUAACCACAUCUUCCAUAGUGACUGCAUCGUGCCCUGGCUAGAACUGCACGACACGUGUCCUGUGUGCAGGAAGAGUCUGAAUGGGGAGGAAAGCGGCACUCAGUCCUCAUCAGAGCCUUCCUCUUUAAACACUGAUCCUCGCACACCGGAGAGAUGGUCCUUCUGAAACACACACACACACACACGCGUCCGCCUGUCUCAUCCGAGCUCUCUGUCUUAACCCAAGAUUGUUUGUCUCUCUCUCCCCAAUUGUUCUCUACUUUUGCGUUAUCAUCCCACCACACUGAUGUAUUUUUACUAUGAUUUGUUUACUACUUUCUCGAACACAAUCCGUCUGGAGUUGUGUUUAUCCCAAUGUUUCUGUUUCUUUCCCAUAUUCUCAGGCGCCUUUGAUUCCUUCAGUGCUUUUACUUUUUCCCUACCUGAGUGAACAAACACACCGCGCAGGAUGAGGCACGUUGAUUUGGGCACAUGUUGUUGCUAAAGCAGCUCAACUCUGAACCCACAUUUAGUUUGUACAGCAUUGGGAGCUGUACAGCGGGUAGCGCCUCUUAGCGUCCAAUGUGAAUUCUCCUUGGGACGGGCUGCCGUGUCUGUGCGGUUUAUAAACUUUGCUUUACUUCCCCAGUCCUUGCGUUCUUAUUUUCACCUCCGUUUGUCCAGGAGAUCAUGAAGUUUUGUCUCUUUCUCCUCUUUGAUGUGUGUAUAUAUCACAGACCCAUCGAUGUCCAUCAGUUUAAUUCGAUUACUUUCUUUUCACUCUCAUUUCUAUUACAGUUUUUUCUAAUGUAAAUAAUUUUAGUUGGAAAACUCAUUAAGGAAGACAAAAAAGAGGGAAAAAAAACAUUGAUGAUGAAUCGCUAAAUAUUAAAGUAUAUAAAUAUAUAUUAUAUGAUGUGUAUGACCAUGAUGUAUUAAUAAUAAAACUGAAUAAAAAACAGGAGAUAUGUUGACCUUGGUAUGACAUGCGAUCGACAGCUGCAGUCACACCUUCCUAUUGCAUUGAGGGUUUUUUUUUUUUGACAAACAUCAUAAAGAAACAUCUUUUAAAUCCCGCGUUUAUUUGGUUUUUAAUUCACAGUAUCGUCAGUGCAAGAAUGUUGAUACAUCAAGCUUUUUCAGGGAUGUUAGAAGAAUUACUUAUUAUUACGAGACUCAAAAUUUGCUGAGAGCAGCUUGUCUUGUGCUGGGUUCACACUACAAAUGCUAAUUUAAGGAUUUAUGCGAAUAGAUUACAUACACAAUUAAUGUGCAGAGUUCACCUCAAUUGCGUCUUCUUGACUUGAAAAUUUACUAUAAAUUACUGUAGUAUUUUUCAUGCAGGAGUAUACACUUCACAUUAUUAAAUACCUGUCCUGCUCUUUUCCCUUUAGAAUGUUUCCUGUAUUUCUUUUAAAAAAGAAUGCCUUUUUAAUCUGAUAUGUGAUAUCAAAUAUAAAAAUAUAUAAAAAGGUGGUUUGAAAUAGGGCUGCACAAUAAUGAAAAUCGCUGAUAUUGUGAUAUUUUACUUUACUGCGAUAAAUAUUGCAAUAUGAAUAGUUUCACAUGAUAGUUUGAAUAGUACAAUUUGACGGUUUCCUGUGGAGUCCCAACAGUAUUCAGGUACAGAAAUUGAAAAAUCACAAUGCGAAACAAUGCUUUUCUUUCUUUUGUCUAAUUUCUAGUCCAAAUAUCACAAAAUUCUCAGAGCAAGUAAAACUAUAGAUUGGUUUUCACCUUCAGAAUAAAUAAGUAAAAAUGAAGAGUUUUUUCUGCCAGUGGGGUAAGCUAAAUAAUCUUGUUUUCGUAAUACUGUUGCUUUGAAAUGCAGAUAUUUGGACUAGAAACAAGACAAACUAUUUUUUAGUGAUUAAAUACAAUUCUGUAGCUCCUGGUCAACUAUAAUUCAGGCUCACAUUGCAAUAUUGAUGCUGAAAACGAUAUAUUGUUCAGCCCUAGCAAAACACCAGCAAAGAAACUCGACACAGAGGAACAUAAACACCUACUGCCAGCUAGUGUUUCGGAAGUGUUAUUGCAGAGCAACACAAACAGCACGCAGAAGUAUAAAUGCAUGGCUAUGCGCAAGGCAUGCGCCGUGGGUCACGCUGAUAACGACACAGAAGUAUCAACCAGGCUCAUACUUAGUGUUGCUCUGCAAUAACACUUCUAAAACACUAGCUGGCAGUACGAGUUUAACUUCCUCUGUGUCGAGUUUCUUCUGGUGUUUUGUUUUUUCUGAAUACUACCUUAAUGUACAAGUGGCUCAAACUCGCUCAUUUUGAGGAGGGAAUCGGCGGACAUGCAACAACUUUAAUCAUAAGGUAAACACAAAACAACAGUCUCCAUCUGGAGCUCCUUCACGGGACUCCACACUUGUAAACACUCACUCCAUCAGGCUCGCACGGCUCUCAGCCCUGCCCGCACUCGUCAGCGCUACCAAGCAGACCAAUCGCAGAGCUUGCAUUAUGCGUCGUUGCGAAGUGUAGUUAUAUUUUUUGAGAGGUCAGCGUCUGAGACAGGCUUUACAACCACGCGCAGGCUGCUGCACUUGACGCAGAAGUAUGAAUCAGCCUUCAGCCAACAAGCCAGAUUUUUACACUCAGUGUACAGUGACAUUUAUUUUGAAGUAUUUUGUUCAUACUCUACUCAAUGUGGUAGAAAAACACACAAAAAAUUUGGAUCCUUUACAAGUUAGAGGCAUUUUGGUGGUAUAAAGCACAGGAUUGUACAGCCACCCCCUUGGCCAACAGUAAUGGUCUAAUGAUAAUUCUCAGCAGCCAAUCACGUUCGUGUGUUCAAGCUGGCCUAGUAGCUGGGGCUUUUAAAAUCUCACAAACUGAAUUAUAUGUGUUGUUUGCAAGUAGUUUACUCAUACAUUGGUUGACUUUUCAUGCGUAAAGUAACAACACAAUCUUGAAGAUCUCAAAUUUGCACAUUUUUGAACUUUCUUCCCAUAAAUAUUCGAUGUGUAAUCUAGAGCAAGUGACAGGCUGUUUGGUGUCUGGUGUGAACCCAGCAUUAGAGAACCCAGCAUUAAAGCAAAAUGGAUUUUCGAUAAAAAAAAAAUCACUAUUGACUCCGUAUUGAAACGAUUUAAUUGCAAAUCAUGGUUGUUAAGCUUUCGGACCUUACUGGCUUAAGGCAUGACUGAAACGAUUGGAGUUCCUCAUUAAGGUGCUUAUAUGGGUUACUGACCCAGAUUUCAUUUAGUGUCUGUUCCACAGUAGCGUGAGAAUGGAGUGAGGUGGAGCACUUCCUUGCAAAAAGCCCACCGUUUGAUCCCAGACUUCAAACUGCACCUCCUCUUCAGACCUGCAGUUUGAUAAAGAGUUAAUAUCAGGUUGAUUUCAUCAGCUUAAAUGGACAGUGAUGAUGUGACAGUUUUUACCUGUUUAGAAUGAUUAAUACUGCUGAGGCGUCAGGUCUGAUGAAUGCAGACAUUUCUAGGCUGGUCUGCUGACUGAAGGACACGCCCACUCGCUGAGACUCCUCCCAUAGGAACUUGCUGUCAGUUUUAAAGGUACAAAGA